CAGGGGCCGUGCCGGGGAUGCCCAGCGCGGGCGCCACCGCUCUCCUCCGCGCGCUGCUCGGCUGAAGGCGCACAGGACUCAAUUACUGGAAUUGUCAACUUUGUUGAUGUAUGUGCACAUUUCUCCUCCAAUAUGAGCAGACCAAUUGUAAUGCACAUUUGUCUGGCCUUCUGGAGCCUUGUGCUUCUCAACUUUGCCACGCAAUGUGUGGCCUUCCCCAAAGUGGAAAGAAGGGAGAUAGCACAUGUUCCUGCAGAAACAGGGCAGCCUGAGAGGAUGAACACAGAUGACUUAGAAAAUGACCCUUUGACUUCCAAGUGCCCUCCCCAGUUGGUGGUCUCUGAAGAUCCAGUGAUGGUGUUAGCAGAACCAUCAGCAACGUCCUUAAGGAAAGUAUUGCCUACUGACAAAGAAGUCCAUCCAGUAGGCGGUGGGCUCAUGCAGCCUAACAGCCCUGCCUUGUACACUGGUGCUGAGACAGUUGUCCCCGGCGAGGAGGAAGUGUUUGUUUCCAGCCAGCCAGAGAGGGUGUCUCCCAAAAGCCGACUUUUCAAGGCCAUGCUGACCAAUCCUAUCCUUGUAACUGCUCCUCUGAAUAUCGAUCAGAAAGAAGAACGCUUCGGUAGUACCGUCUUUCAGCCCAUCAUAGAAGGGACCACAGAAGAAACACAGGGUUUUCUGAACUAUGUGGAUCACCAGUUGUUUGCAGCUGAAAGUCAGGAAAGAGUUAGUCUGGGACAUUCACCUUCAUCUGAUGUGAAUACUAAAGAAAUGCUAACUGCCAAUCCCAGGACUGAGAAAUCUGAAGCAGAUACAGAACACAGGGCAGCUUUUUUCCCCAGUGUUGAUCCCAUAGUGGGCACGGAGACUGGAAGCCCCAUGCCUGAGAGGGAGAAGCCUUCGCUGAUGACAGCUGAUCAUACCCAGACCGCUGCCACCAAGCACUGGCUCACAACCUCUGAGUACACCCUGAGUGUUGAGCCAGAAACUGACAGGCUGCUGGGAGCCCCAGGAGUCCCAGGGAGUGUCAGCACAGCUGUUCCAGCUGCCUCUGUCGGAAGCGAUGAGUGGGAUGACACCAAAUUAGAGAGUGUAAGCCAGAUAAAGACUCCAAAGCUUGGAGACAGUAUAGAGACUCAGGUGGGAAUGGAAAUGUCUCAGACAGCCGAAGAAACUGAUAAUGACCCUGUGGAAGGUCUGGAAGAGGGCGAACCUGUGACAGAGGCUGCAGAGGUGGCUCUGGGGCUGCUGGAAGGGGAAGAACCCAUGGGGACAGCCCUGCUAAUGGCACACGGGGAGGCGCGAUCCUCUGCCUUUGCCGAUCAAAGUUCUUUUACUCCCACAAGUCCUGUGGAAGAUGGGAAAGUCUCUGUUGUCAGCCUCUUCCAAGAUACUGCAGACUUCAUGGAAUCCACUAGGGAAAAUGAUGCAGUGGUUUUCUUAGAGACCACUGUUUCCAUCUCAGAAUAUGAAUCUGAGGCACAUCAACCACUGGGAAGUACACUGAAAGACAUCAUCACUCAAGAGAUGACAACAGCUGUUCAAGAAGCAGAAGCCACUUUAUCAUUGGUGACACAAGAGCAGCAGGUUUCUACCCUCGAGGUUACUGGAGAAAAUGGUAAGACUGAGGAAGGAAAAGAGUCCCCCUCUGCCACAUCUGGUGUCCCUGCUGUUACUCAGCUGUCGAGGAGAUGGGAGCCUCUGCCCUCUACAGUUUCAACUACAGCCGUGCCGUUGUCUUCCGAAGUUACUUCUGCUCUGGAAGAUGUAAUAGACACCAUCACGGGGCCAAACGAGGAAUUGUUCACACCAGUUUGGGGCUCUCCGGUGACUCCCCCUGGAAUAAUAGAGGAAGCCCUCAGCCUUUUCCCAGCACUUCCUGAUUCUGAGGCGUCUUCGGAGAGCCGAACGAUUGUCCCAUCCAUUAGCCAUGUUAAUACAGCUGCCUCAUAUGGCCUGGAUCAACUUGAAUCUGAAGAGGGAGAAGAAGAUGAGGAUGAAGAGGAGGAAGAGGAGGAAGAUGAAGAAGAGGAAGAUGAGGAGGAAGAUGAAGAAGAUAAAGACACAGAGUCCCUGGAUGAUAGCUUGGAUGGUGACGCUGAGCUGCCUGGGUUUACUCUCCCUGGCAUCACGUCUCAAGAACCUGGCUUCGAGCGGGGAAACCUGGGCCCUUUGGAUGGAGCCACCGACCAGGUGCCAGACGCCAUCGAGUGGGAACAGCAGAAUCAGGGCCUGGUGAGAAGCUGGAUGGAAAAACUAAAAGACAAGGCUGGCUACAUGUCUGGGAUGCUGGUUCCUGUAGGGGUCGGGAUAGCCGGUGCCCUGUUCAUCUUGGGAGCUCUCUACAGCAUUAAGGUUAUGAAUCGCCGAAGGAGAAACGGCUUCAAAAGGCAUAAAAGAAAGCAGAGAGAAUUCAACAGCAUGCAAGACCGAGUCAUGCUCUUAGCCGACAGCUCUGAAGAUGAGUUUUGAAUCAGACGGGAGUUUCCCUGGGAUAUUCACUUGUCUUAUUAUUUUAUUGUUUAUUUGGGGGACAAAAGAAGAAAGUCAGCCUGCCACAUCACGGCUGUCAGGCCACUGGGUUCGUUUUCUGCCGGGCAGUAGUAGAUUUCUCUUGUCCUGAGCUGCAAAGGCAUAUGUUGUAGCCUUACUGUAUAGGGCCGUGUUUGUUUUUCUUCCGUAGUGAAUUUUCCAGAGCCAUAGGCUACCACUCAUCAGUUUGCAGCACACAUGUGGUUCACUAGGAGUUGCUAGGUAAAUAUUUUGUAUUUUUCCAAAGGGCCUUUUCCUUGGUUUACCUGCACUAAGCAUAAUGAUUAUUGCUGCCAAGGCAUACGUUGACUCUGAAAUCAAAAUCCUAACAGAGAAUAGCUCAUGACGACUGCGUUGGGCCCACUGGAGGCUGUAGGUUUCUGGGCCAUGAUACAUCGUACAUUUGCAUCAAAACAAGCAGCAAGUUGGAACGAAACCUUCCUUGUCCAGAAGAUCUCUCGGUGCAUUAGGGUUAUGUGUAGAUUUGUAUCUAUCUUGCAUUCUAUGCUCCGGUCUUCCAGUUUUAUUAUUUUGCAUCUUUUAUCUUAUUCUCAUUCACGGCAGGAAAAAAAAAUGCACCAGAAAUAACACAUUAAAUGGACUCUCGGUCUUAAUGUUAACUUGCUUUCUUGAUAGUGUAAUUGACUCUGACAGACAUAUCAAUAGAUGCUUACAUGUUUAUCACUAA
Molecule: messenger RNA, 3220 nt
Organism: Neogale vison (American mink)
Lineage: Eukaryota; Metazoa; Chordata; Mammalia; Carnivora; Mustelidae
Gene: ARMH4
Product: armadillo like helical domain containing 4
Exons: 8
Coding region: 133-2472 (779 amino acids)
Source: RefSeq, a predicted model, not a curated record